Molecule: messenger RNA, 2007 nt
Organism: Pichia kudriavzevii
Lineage: Eukaryota; Fungi; Ascomycota; Pichiomycetes; Pichiales; Pichiaceae
Exons: 1
Coding region: 1-2007 (668 amino acids)
Biological process (GO): proteolysis
Cellular component (GO): cytosol
Molecular function (GO): epoxide hydrolase activity; aminopeptidase activity; zinc ion binding
Source: RefSeq, a predicted model, not a curated record
AUGGUAUCUCUCUGGCGGUCUUCAUUCUUUAGACGUUACUCUCUUUCCCCUUUUCCAGCCACAGUUCGCCGUUACACUCAAUCUCGACAAAUGUCUGUAGUCUCAAACGCAUAUCCAAAUAUCUCUGCGAAGUUGAUGGAGGUUUUGAAACCUCAUCUACCAAAGGCCUCUCCAGAAUAUGACCCUUCUACUUUGUCGAACUACACCAACUUCAAGGUUUCUAAUACAACUCUGAAUUUGGAUGUUCUCUUCCAUGAAAAGAAACUAUCUGGAUCCAUAUCCUUCAAUAUCCAAACGUUGUUUGAUGUUGAAAAAAUUGUCCUUGAUAGCUCCUACUUGAACAUCAAAAAAGUUUCCAUCAAUGAUUCUCCAAUCCAUGACUACACCGUCGAGGAUAGAAUCGAACCAUUGGGUUCUCCCCUAUGUAUCAACCACCAAUUGGCAACUAACGAAGAGUUCAUUUUGAAAAUCGAGUACGAAACAACAGACAACUGUACCGCUUUACAAUGGUUGGAACCAGCCCAAACUGAUGGUAAGAAAAAUCCUUAUUUGUUCUCCCAGUGUGAACCAAUCCACGCAAGAUCUUUUUUCCCCUGCUUUGAUACACCAGCAAUCAAAUCGCCAUUCACCUAUUAUUUCAAUUCUCCAUUGAACACACUAACUUCCGGUUUAUUAAAGGAGAAAAAUGGCACUAUUUACCAUUUUGAACAACCUGUUCCAAUUCCUUCUUAUCUUGUUUCGAUCGCAAGUGGUGAUUUAACUGAUGCAGAUAUCGGUCCAAGAUCUAAAGUAUACUCCGAACCUUCAUUUAUUGAUAAGUGUCAAUAUGAAUUUGAAAAAGAUACUGAAAAUUUCAUCCAAACCGCCGAAAAUAUCGUAUUCCCAUAUGAAUGGAGAGAUUACGAUGUUCUAAUUUUGCCUUCAUCAAUGCCAUUUGGUGGUAUGGAACACCCUAAUUGUACUUUUGCUACUCCAACCUUAAUUUCGGGCGAUCGUGAGAAUGUUGAUGUUAUAGCUCACGAAUUGGCACAUUCUUGGUCUGGUAAUUUAGUCACCAACUGCUCAUUUGAGCAUUUUUGGUUGAAUGAAGGUUGGACCGUUUAUCUUGAAAGAAGAAUCCAAGGUAAAAUCCACGGUGAAUCAUUCAGACAUUUUUCCGCCAUUAUCGGUUGGAAUGAUUUGACUAACUCAAUUCAGUCAAUGGGUGAAUCUGCAUCCAGAUUCUCCACUUUGGUCCAAGAUUUAAAGGAUCGUACUGAUCCGGAUGAUAGUUUUUCAACCGUUCCCUACGAGAAGGGUUUCAAUUUAUUGUUCCAUAUCGAACAAACAUUAGGCUCAAAGGAAGCUUUUGAUCCAUUUAUCAAGUACUAUUUCAACAAAUUCAAAUACAAAUCUCUAGAUACUUAUCAAUUCUUGGAUACUUUAUAUGGAUUUUACUCCGAUAAGAAAGAUGUGUUGGAUACAAUUGACUGGAAGACUUGGUUAUACACUCCAGGUAUGCCUCCACAACCUAAAUUUGAUACCACCUUAGUCGACGAGUGCUAUGAUUUAGCCGAAAAGUGGGUGAAAACAAUAAGCGAAAGCCCUGAAAGGCUACCUGAGACUUUCUCAUCGAAUGAUAUUGAAUCUUUUGGUGCUAAUCAAAAUGGUGUUUUCCUUGACAAACUAGUAUCUUAUGAAGGCCAAAAUGGUUUUACCUGGAAGUCCAAUGAUGGCAAGAAGGCUCUCGAUUUGAUGGCGAAGGUUUACAGCAAAUAUCCAGAAUCCCACAAUGCAGAAGUUAUUUUCAGGUGGUUCAGAUUAUUAAUUGCUGCUCAUGUAAAGGAAGCUUAUCCAAAGCUAGCUGACUGGCUAGGUACUGUUGGUAGAAUGAAAUUUGUUAGACCUUCCUAUUCUAUGUUGAACCAAGUUGACCGAGAAUUAGCUCUUGCUACAUUCGCUAAGUACGAAACGAUUUAUCACCCAAUUUGUAGAGCUAUGGUUAAGAAAGAUUUAGGUCUUAAUUAA